AUGGACAGAUACAUACUUAGAUACCCCCGAGGUCGCGCGAGAGCGGGGGAGGAUGAGCGACCUGUUGGGACGGAAAAUCAGGAUACAACCAGGCAACGAAAAACGACAACGAAUACGAACAGUGGAAAUGUAUGCAGCUGUGGGAAAGUAUGCAAGAAUGAAAAGGGGCUGAAAAUCCACAUGGGGAGGAUGGGAUGUAAGCCAGAUCAGCAGCUAACACAACGCACAGGGCAACCUGGUGAGACGGAGGAGGAAGUGGUUCAGGACGAAAACCACAGCGACCGCAGCCUCCACGUGUUAGGUAACGACGAGGCUUCAUACAGUGAAAGUCAGGACAGCGAGGUCAAUAACCAAUCACAGAGCAUCAAUCAACAGCAAGAAGAGAUGGGAGACAACAGGGGUGCUGACAGUAAUAUAAGAAAGAAGAAAGUAAAAUGGCCCAACAGUAACAACAAAAGCAACUGGGAACAGUUUGACAAAGAUGUGGAUGCAAUUCUGAACACAACCCUUGCAGGCAGUAUUGACAGGAAAAUAGAAGCUAUGACAUCAAUUAUAUACAGCGUAGGUCUAGACAGGUUUGGUGCAGAACAAAGGAAAAAGUCACAAAAAGAAGGAAGGAAGAACAGGAGAGAGAGGGAAAUAGCAAAGAUGAGGAAAGACUUGCGGCAGCUUCGUAAGCAGUAUAGGAAGGCUACCGAUGAGGAGAAACCGGCCCUAUCACAGUUACGAAAUAACAUCAGGGAACAUCUCAAGAUAGCAAGAAGAGCAGAGAGAAGUAGGCGUAGAAGGAAACAGCGAGACAGAGCAAGAGCAAGAUUCACAGCAGACCCAUUUCAGUUUACAUCAAGAUUACUAGGAAAUAAAGGGUCCGGAUCAUUGAAAUCUUCGAAGGAAGACGUUGAGGAAUAUUUGAGGGAGAUGCACAGUGAUCCACAUAGGGAGGAAGAGUUGGGGGAGUGGGAGAAGUUGAUACAACCAGAAGAACCAAAUCAACCCUUUGAUGAAUCACCACCAAAACUAAAAGAAGUAGCAGAUGUUAUCAAGAAAGCUAGAGCAGCAUCAGCACCAGGACCAAAUGGUGUUCCUUAUAAAGUUUAUAAGAAUUGUCAACGGUUGACAAAGCGCCUCUGGAAACUGAUAAGAGUGAUUUGGAGGAGGGGCAGAUUGGCAGAUAGCUGGUACAGAGCAGAAGGCUGUUUUAUUCCCAAAGAAGAGAAAUCAGAGGCAUUGAAACAAUUUAGGACUAUAUCGCUCCUGAACGUAGAAGGGAAGAUAUACCUCGCAAUUUUAGCAAGGAGAAUGUCUAGGUACAUGCUUGAGAAUCAGUAUAUUGAUAUCGCUGUGCAGAAGGGAGGAGUACCCGGAGUAUCAGGAUGUAUUGAGCAUACAAGUGUACUGACACAGAUUAUCCGGGAAACAAAGGAGUCAAAAGGGGAGUUGGCAGUCAUCUGGCUAGAUCUAGCCAAUGCAUAUGGGACAGUUCCCCAUAAACUAGUCGAGCUGACACUUGAAAGAUACCAUGUACCAGAGAAGACGAGGGUAGUUUUAAAAGACUAUUUUGACCAUCUUCAACUAAGAUUCACAGUACAGGAUUACACAACAGCAUGGCAACGCUUAGAAGUUGGAAUAGUCACAGGAUGCACCAUAUCCGUAAUCCUAUUUUCAGCAGCAAUGAACGUGAUAGUCAAGUCAGUGGAGAAGAAGAGCAGAGGGCCAUGGAUGAAGUCAGGAGUACGCCAACCACCUGGGAGAGCAUUCAUGGAUGAUAUGACAAUAACAACCAAAACAGUUAUUGAAGCCAAGUGGACAAUACAUGAACUAGAACAAGCUAUCACUUGGGCAAGAAUGAAAGUAAAACCAAGCAAGUCCCGUAGCUUAGUGAUAAAGAAUGGAAAAGUAAAAGAAGUUAGAUUCAUGAUUGAAGGAGAGGCAAUACCAACAGUCUCAGAGAAGCCAGUAAAGUGUUUAGGGAAAUUCUUUAAUGACACAUUAACAGACAGACAAAAUGUGAAAGAAACAUGCAGACAGCUGGAUGAAUGGAUGAAAACUGUGGAUAAAAGUGGACUACCCGGUAAAUAUAAAGCCUGGAUAUACCAACAUGGGAUACUACCUCGCUUGCUGUGGCCGCUAUUGGUGUAUGAGGUACCAAUGAGCACAGUAGAAGGGAUGGAAACAACAGCGAGCAGAUACCUGAGGAGAUGGCUGGGGGUACCAAGAAGUUUCAGCAGCAUUGGAUUAUACAGCUCUGGGACUAAGCUACAGUUACCUCUAAAGUCAAUUACUGAGGAAUUCAAGGUGACAAAGGUGCGUCAGCACUUAAUGUUACAGAAUAGCAAAGACGAGAAGGUUCGGACAGCAAAAGUAGAUAUCAGGACGGGGAGAAAAUGGUCAGUAAAAGAAACUGUACAAGAAGCAGAAUCCCGCUUGAGACACAGUGACAUUGUUGGAAGACUGGCAAUAGGAAGGCAGGGACUUGAUGUCACACCAACAGCAAGAUGGGGUACAGCUUCGGUAGAAGAGAAGCGUAGUUUGGUGCAGAGGGAGGUGCGUGCAAUGGAGGAAGAUUCGAGAAUGGUCAAAGCAGUUGGAAUGAAGAAACAAGGUAGCUGGGUGAACUGGGAGAAUGCACGUCAAGUGAAGUUGGGUUGGAAUGAUAUUUGGAAGAUGGAACCAUUCAGACUUCAGUUUAAGCUGAAAUCAGUUUAUGAUGUUCUUCCCAGCCCAACUAAUCUGGUAACAUGGGGAAUGACAGAAGAUCCAAAGUGUGUCCUCUGUGGUAGACCAGCAAACUUGGAGCACAUAUUAUCAGCAUGCUCAGAGGCUUUGAAAGAUGGGAGAUACACUUGGAGACAUGAUAGAGUCCUAGCCAGUAUAGCUGACACCUUGGAGAAAGGUAUUAAAAGGCCAAAGAAGAACGCAGAGAGCCUGAGAUUCGUCAACUUUGUGAAAGAAGGUGAAAAGGGACAUAAAGUUAGAGUUGAAGGAAGUGGUCUCUUGGGGACCGCAACAGAUUGGCAGAUGCGGGUAGACCUUAAGGAAAGAUUAGUAUUUCCACCGGAAAUAAUAGCCACAAACAAGAGGCCGGAUGUAGUCCUUUGGUCAAUGGCUACAAGACAGACAAUUAUUUUGGAGUUAACAGUGCCAUGGGAAGAAAGGAUGGAGGAUGCAUAUGAAAGGAAAAAUCUUAAGUACCAAGACCUACUGAAAGAUUGUCAGCAGAACGGAUGGAAGGUCUGGUUUUUUGCAGUGGAAGUGGGUUGUAGAGGAUUCGUGGGACAGUCUAUGUGGAGAGCACUGAGAGCCAUUGGCAUAACGGGAGCAGAGAGAAGGAGGCUGAUAGGGAAUCUGUGCAGGGAGACGGAAUCAGCGUCCAUGUGGUUGUGGAGAAGAAGAGCAGAUAAGUGGAAAGACAAUAAACAUUAG
Messenger RNA from Saccostrea cuccullata (small rock oyster), 3423 nucleotides. RefSeq lists its product as uncharacterized. Bases 1 to 3423 code for a protein of 1140 amino acids. NCBI's taxonomy places the organism in Eukaryota, Metazoa, Mollusca, Bivalvia, Ostreida, Ostreidae. The record is from RefSeq and is a predicted model, not a curated record. The transcript has a single exon.